CGCAAGACUCUUCGAUAGUCAUUGCUUAAAUGUUAUUCAAGUAUACGCUGUAGUAGUUUAUUUCUGUUUAGUAUUUUCAUUCAUACCAGUAAAACAAGAAAAAUCUGAACGAUGUUAAUCUUUGCCAACUUUUGGAUAGACUUUAUCAUACUGAUCACAGUAUUAUUCUCAAUUAUCUAUUACUAUUGUACUUCGACAUUCAAUGUAUGGAAAAAACUCAAUGUGCCUUACAUCCGUCCGAUUCCUCUGUUUGGCAACUACUUGAGAGUAGCACUGGGCAUAGAGAAUCCAAUGGAAACGUACAGGAAAAUUUAUUGCGAGCUAGCUGGAUUCAAGUACGGAGGUAUGUUUCAGAUGCGGACACCAUACUUAAUGAUCCGCGAUCCUGAAAUCAUCAACAACAUACUGAUUAAGGACUUUUCGUAUUUUACCGAUCGUGGUAUUUACGUGGAUUUUAAAACCGAACCCCUGUCAGAAGUACUGUUUCUAAUGAAUAACCCUCGAUGGAAAAAAUUUAGAAGUAAAUUGAGCCCAGCGUUCUCAUCGGGAAAACUUAAACAGAUGUUUAAUCAAAUCGAAAAGUGUGGCCAUGAUAUGAUAAAUAAUAUUUUUGCUGAGCUAAAGAAAAAUCCCAACGAUAUUGAUAUGCGAGAUGUUGUGGCAAAAUAUUCAAUGGAUGUUAUCGGUAGUUGUGCUUUUGGACUGACGUUAAAUGUAGCAAGCGAUGAUACUUCAUUAUUUCGUAAGUAUGGAAAAACCGCAUUCGGACCAUCUAUAUUAUAUUUUAUAAGAGAGAUAUGUGUGAUGAUUUCACCGGCUAUUCUGAAAAUUUUGAGACUUACUUUUUUCCCAAGUAAAACAACUGCGUUUUUCGGAUCAGUAUUUAAAGAAACAAAGACGUACAGAGAACAAAAUAAUGUAUUGAGGAAUGAUAUUGUUCAUGCUUUAAUUCAAGCACACCAAUCCGAUGAAAAUUCAUCUAAAGAUGAAACAUUAAUGGAAUCUCAAAUUUUAUCAAAUGCUUUUGGUUUUUUUGCUGCUGGGUUCGAUACUACAUCAACUUCUAUUUCUUAUUGUUUGUAUGAACUUGCAUUGAAAAAAAACAUUCAAGACCGAGUACGCGAAGAAAUAAAAUUGACAAAAUCUAAAUACAAUGGAGUAAUUGAUAAUGAAUUUUUGAAUGAUCUCCAUUAUUUGGAUAUGGUUAUAGCAGGUAAUAAAUAAUUGUUUACAUAUAAUUAA
Messenger RNA from Acyrthosiphon pisum (pea aphid), 1242 nucleotides. RefSeq names its product putative cytochrome P450 6a14. Lineage: Eukaryota; Metazoa; Arthropoda; Insecta; Hemiptera; Aphididae. Gene Ontology annotation, molecular function: oxidoreductase activity, acting on paired donors, with incorporation or reduction of molecular oxygen; monooxygenase activity; heme binding. Bases 112 to 1224 code for a protein of 370 amino acids. The transcript has 2 exons. The record is from RefSeq and is a predicted model, not a curated record.